CUCGCUUGCAGCACUGACCCGCAUUUCCAUAAAUUUACCCAGGUUCAGCGAGGUUUCUUUCAACUAUGUAGAUAAAUUACUAGUGCAACAUGAUAAUUAUUUCGUAUAUUAAGUCGCUGAUUUCAUUUGCAUACGCAUUGAGAUUGCCAAACUGAAACGGAAAACAGUUGAAAUUUUAAGUUUUCGACGGUGGAUUUUGUUGUUUUCAUAUACAUUUGCUGAGUUGUUAUGGACAUGGAGAGUUAUUUACAAAAUUUUUAUUCUUUUACUGCUCACGAAAUGGUACUGUAAAUAACCAUACCAAACGUCCGUUGAAAGAGUUUGCCGAGUUGUCCAACUUUUGUUGAUAUACGAUCUCGCUUACCGGAGCUUAGUUGCUGGGGCCUUCCUCACUUACAUGAAAAGGGUGAUUUAGAAGGUUUCUCUGGCGAUAAUAACAACACUAGUCACCUAAAUAAUAACGAAAAUAACGCAACAACACCGUUGCAUAAAUUCUAUAAACAACAAAGAAAGAUGCCGGGAUUCCGUGGUCGACGUGGAUUGUGUGGGUGUUUUCAGGAUGACGAACCACCCGAAAUUUGUGUUGUUGAAGGGGCAUUCACGCUUCAAACACUCACACCGACCCAACCGAUGCCAUCGAUAGAAGAGCUCGACAUAAAAUUUGCCGAACUCGUAGAAGAACUGGAUUUAACGGCUCUGAAUAAAGCGGCUAUGCUAAGUCUGCCAUCGCAAAAGAAAUGGCAGAUAUAUUGUUCGCGUAAGAGUCCCAUCGACAGUGCGGAUGGUGCAGUGCAAGGAUCCGCUCCACCAUCGCCGGAACACUACAUUGAACGGUUCAAAGAUAUGGCAAUCCAAUUGCGUUCGACACCUGAAGAUUCUCCCAGCCAUGAAUAUAGUUUUAAAAUUGAAUCUCAUACGGCAUUGUUAGAUGCACUGCGAACAGCUCUAAGGACUUCUGCUCAUAGUUUUGUGUUGCGAUUUGUUGAGCUGCAAGGGCUUCCAGCAUUACUUGAUCUUCUACAAACUUUGGAUAUUCGAGUAGCUAAUAGUCCUCUGCAUACAAGUCUAAUUGGUUGCAUCAAAGCGUUGAUGAAUAAUUCGACUGGCCGAUCACACGUUCUGGCUCAUCCAACCGGGAUCGAUACAAUAGCUCAAUCACUGGCAGCUGAUAACAUCAAAACUAAAGUAGCAGCAUUGGAAAUACUAGGUGCUGUGUGUCUUGUUCCUGGUGGCCACAAGAAAGUACUGUCCGCCAUGGUGCACUUUCAAGAAUUUGCCGCUGAACGGACGCGGUUUCAGGGAAUCGUCAACGAUUUGGAUCGGUCGACUGGUGCGUACCGGGACGAUGUAAAUCUGAAAACGGCAAUAAUGUCAUUUAUAAAUGCCGUUCUGAACUACGGUCCCGGACAAGAAAAUCUAGAAUUUCGUUUGCAUUUGCGAUACGAAUUUCUGUUACUCGGUAUUCAACCGACCAUCGACAAAUUGCGAAAACAUGAGAACGAGACACUGGAUCGGCAUUUGGACUUCUUUGAAAUGGUCAGGAUUGAGGACGAAAAAGAAUUGGCUAGAAAAUUUGACAACGAACAUGUUGACACAAAAAGUGCCACUGCUAUGUUUGAUCUAAUGAGAAGAAAAUUAAGUCACUCAGCAGCAUAUCCACACCUAUUGUCAUUAUUGCAACACAUGCUGUUGCUUCCUUCAUCCGGACCUAACACUCAACAUUGGUUGAUAUUCGAUCGAAUUGUACAGCAAAUUGUUCUUCAAGUCGACGAAAGACCAUCCAGUGAUAUUGAUCCAGACUUAGUCAAAGAAGACCACCAACCUCAGGACCCUGACAUUUCUUCCAUCAAUAUCGACGUCCGAAAGAUUGUGAAACUAUUAGUCAAAGAAGAGGAAUUAGUGUCGGCACGUACCAAAGCGGAAGACAUGGAAAGAGAAAAUUUAGAAAUGCAAGCCAAAUUAGCGAAAAAGGAACAAGAAUACGAUAUGCGAAUGCAGGAAAAAGAAGAUUUGGAAACUAGCCUAAUCAGGAUGAGAGAACGUUUGGAAAAAGAAAGUGCGAAUCAUUCGCAAACCGUUCAACGUGCACUGAAUGCUGAAAUGCGAGCUGAAGAUCUUCAACACAGAUAUUCUCAAGAGCAACAAGAGCGAGCCCGUUUAGAACGCCUAGUUACCGAAGGCAGCAUACCAGAUGAACAAAAAGUGGCAGGAUUACAGAGAUGUAAUGGACAAUCGACGCCGCCGCCACCACCACCACCAAUGAUGUUAGCUCCAAUACCUCCAGCACCACCAUUAGUGAUGCCGCCGCUACCACCACCAGCACCAGGAUGUCCUCCUUUAUCUAUGCAAAUGGCUGCCCCAGCACCACCGAAACCGGACGUAGCGAAAAAGAAUGUGCCACAGCCAGCAAAUCCGUUGAAAAGCUUUAACUGGUCGAAGUUGCCCGAUGCGAAGGUACAGGGCACCGUGUGGAGUGAGCUGGACGAUUCAAAAUGGUACAACACCAUGGAACUCGAAUCAAUUGACAAAAUUUUCUCGGCCUACCAGAAAAACGGAGUUGCUAACGAUGGCUCCAUCGAAGAUUUGCGUUUGAUGGGAAAAAGUCGAACGAAAAUCCUGUCAGUAAUUGAUGGACGUCGGGCGCAGAAUUGUACAAUUUUACUGAGCAAAUUGAAAAUGAGCGACGAAGAAAUAUCCAAAGCGAUACUUUCAAUGGAUUCCAAUGAGCAACUGCCAAUCGAUAUGGUAGAACAGCUGCUUAAGUUCACACCAUCAGCUGAGGAACGCGCACUUUUAGAUGAACAUUCAGAAGAUAUUGAUUCGCUGGCCAGGGCUGAUCGAUUUUUGUACGAAAUUUCCAAGAUUCCUCAUUAUGAGCAAAGAUUGAAGAGCUUGCACUACAAGAAACGCUUUAUGAUGACCGUAAACGACCUUUCACCUCGGAUAGCUAGUGUAAUGGAAGCCUCACGAGAAGUAGCUCGAUCGAGAAGACUGAGGAAAUUACUGGAAUUAGUGUUAGCCCUAGGAAACUACAUGAACCGCGGAGCUCGUGGUAAUGCAUCUGGAUUUCGUUUAGCAUCGCUCAAUCGAUUAGCUGAUACGAAGUCUAGUUCGUUGAAAGGAACUACUCUGCUGCAUUAUCUCGUUCAAGUUAUCGAAAAGAAAUUCAAAGAUUUGCUCAAACUGGACGAAGACAUUCCGCAUGUGCGUGUGGCGUGUAAAGUCUCGCUCGGCGAAAUGGACAAAGACAUGACGAUGUUACGUACGGGCUUAGCUGAAGUAUCUCGCGAAAUCGAUUUUCAUCGAAGUGCGGCAGGUCAACAGCAAAUUGGAGAUCGAUUUCUACCGGUGAUGAGAGAAUUCCAUGCACAGGCUUCCGUACGAUUCGCUGAAUUAGAAGACCAGUUUCAAGACAUGAAAACAAGAUUCGAUCGAGCUAUCAGAUUAUUUGGCGAAGAUGGUUCCGUUGUGCAGCCGGAUGAAUUUUUUGGUAUUUUCGAUGCAUUUCUCACUGCCUUUAUGGAAGCCCGACAAGAUAACGAUAAUUUCAAGAAACGUCAAGACGAAGAAGAAAAACGUGCCAAACAGGAGGCUGAGCUGAAAAAACGAACCAUCGAACGUAAGAGCAAAGAAGGCCUGAUGAGUUCAGUGGCAAAGAAUUUGGGAUUGAAAUCUGAUUCCAAAACCGAUACCAAGGGCGAAUUCGAUGAUUUAAUAUCGGCGCUACGAACCGGUGAUGUUUUCGGCGAAGAUAUGGCAAAGUUUAAACGAUCUCGCAAAACGCGACUCGGUGGAGGAAAAGACACCAGCAAUACAUCGCCACCACGGCAAAGUUUGCAUCGUGAAGAAAGCCGAGAACGGCCCGUUGUUGGACGAAGACAAUGAAUAAAACGUGUCAAAUGAAUAUGUAAUUGUUACUCGACUGUAAUAGUAAUGGCAUAGCGGUCGGUUUUUAUUUCAUUCAACAUUUUUGGAUUGAAAGUGUGGGGCUAUGCAAAAUUGUACCAAAUUGUCGAAGUACUAGUUAUUUUCGUCGAUGAUCGAGGUGGAAAGAUUGUCAAAUCACUUUCGUCUUGUGUAAUUUAUUGCGAUCCAGUAUUUAUCUAAGAUUAUUGUUGUUGUUGUUUUUUUUUACCGUAAGGCAAUUGAGUGUGUCUUUUUCGUAAAUUUUAUUCGCAAAAUUUGGACUACUAGUCGUAGGUCUUGUGUAGAAAAUGGGAGCAUUAUUACACCGCGACUGAUUGAAUAAACGGAAAAUGUUGUCUAUGAUUUGCCUAUGGAUGUAAAUUUUAGAGUCGAUAGUGUACGUUUAAAAUAAUUUGUCCUUUUCAAUAAAAACAAUUCGUCGCAUAUUGUAA
Messenger RNA from Bradysia coprophila, 4358 nucleotides. RefSeq names its product disheveled-associated activator of morphogenesis-like protein (gene DAAM). Gene Ontology annotation, molecular function: actin binding; small GTPase binding. NCBI's taxonomy places the organism in Eukaryota, Metazoa, Arthropoda, Insecta, Diptera, Sciaridae. The record is from RefSeq and is a predicted model, not a curated record. Gene Ontology annotation, biological process: positive regulation of actin filament polymerization; actin cytoskeleton organization.